AUGACAUCAGCAUCACGCCAACAGCCAGGCCUGGCGUGCGAGGAAUGCCGCAAGAGAAAGCUGCGAUGUGAUAGGCAGCAGCCUCAAUGUGAUCAAUGCGAAGACUCAGGAGCUAUUUGUUAUGUGAAUCAGGAUCGGUCUCCACGAGGUCCCAAAAGGGGACAUUUAAAGGCUUUACGCAGUCGUAUUGGUUUGUGCCCCACAUACACCUUCUCUGCACCAAAGUCACUAAUAGCUCGUCCAGCAACACUUGAAAGUCUUGUCAAUCGUGAUCAAGUAGGCCUUGAUAUCAAUACACAAUACAUAUCCAACGUUGAAGAGGGUCAGUUCCCUACUCCGCCAGAGAGUACGAUUGAUAGCGCAAAGAGGGAGUCCCGCAGUAUGUCUCGCUCUGUGGAGGAAUCACCUCCAAAUACUAUGUACUUUGCGUCCACUUUACCUCCAGAGCUUGGGAUUUCUGGUAUAAUCGAGUCUGACCUAGACCAGCUCUACUUUGAUAGAGUGCAUCCUGUUGCCCCCAUGCUACACCAAGGUCGCUAUCUAGCUUGGUCACAGCAAUGCUACAAGGCAGAGCCAUACGCCGGCUUGCAAGCUGCGAUGUGGGCACUGGCUGCAGCAGCAACAGCGCAUCUGCAACAUAUGCGGGAUUCCCUCUAUCUCUGUGCACGUUGCAAGCUUGAGGCGCUUGACAACCAGACUGACUGUGCAAGCUCUGCUUCUUUGCAGGCUGCGCAAGGCUGGCUUCUAGUUACCCACUACGAGUUCCGAUACAUGAACUAUAGUCGAGCUUGGAUCACUGCUGGACGAGCCUUUCGAAUCAUCCAACUGAUGAAGCUAUAUGAGAUAGAUCGCUACCACACAACGGCACUUGAUUUAUCUUUUGCUGAACCCUGGACUGAGAUAGAAGAGAAGCGUCGAACUUUCUGGUUGGCAUUUUGUUUAGAUCGGCUCCUCAACAUUUCAGACCAAUGGCCUUUAACUCUGCAUGAAGAACCUGUUUGGAUAUUUCUUCCAGCACCCGAAUCCGAUUUCCAGCACAGUAGACCAGUCUUGAUGGGAUCCAUAUCAGACGCCAUUGAAACAUCGGGACAAAACGUACUACCACCUUUCGGCGAAGCAAUUGUGUUGACAGCCCUAUGCUGGCACAGUAUUAGCCUGAAGCGAAGCCCACUUAUCAACAAAAUCCCCGGACUGAAUCCUGGUAUGGACAUCUGGGAGCACCACAGCCGACUCUACCAAAUAGCGCAGCAACGCUUAAUGCUCCUUUCCCUACCACCAUGUUCGCCAAAGCUUCUCGACCCCAUGCGGCUAUUCACGAACAUGCUAGCAAACUCCGCCAUAAUCUGGAUUUACGGUAUGACGGAAGUCUUCAGAGGGGCAUCAAACGACCAAAGCAUCCUGGUACCUCUGUACUCAGCGUGCGAAAUCGCAAGUCUUGCAAAACCACUUAUCCGUUCCAGUUUCUUCAAGGCACAUGCAUUUUCCCCAAUGUUACUCUUUCUCUCCGCAAAGUUUCUCCGAACACAUGGAGAUCAACUGCGUACAAGUGGCUCUGUGUCGGAGGAUAAAUUUAAUACGCUUGACGAGCUCAAACGAGCACUGCUGGUUCUGCAAAAUGGGAAUAAUCUGGCUAUGAAUUAUUUGGAUCUGCUUGAGUCGGAUUUUUUUGAUGAGUUGGGGGAUUUUCCUUCUGUGCAGGGUAGUCUGUCUGGUGGCACAGGGCAGCAGGGGUCGCCAUGCGUUAUGGAUAUAAUGAAUCUGUUUUAA
This is a messenger RNA of Penicillium antarcticum, 1767 nucleotides long. Its product is annotated as Zn(II)2Cys6 transcription factor. Gene Ontology annotation, molecular function: DNA-binding transcription factor activity, RNA polymerase II-specific; zinc ion binding; DNA binding. The record is from RefSeq and is a predicted model, not a curated record. Gene Ontology annotation, biological process: DNA-templated transcription; regulation of DNA-templated transcription. The transcript has 5 exons. Gene Ontology annotation, cellular component: nucleus. Bases 1 to 1767 code for a protein of 588 amino acids. Lineage: Eukaryota; Fungi; Ascomycota; Eurotiomycetes; Eurotiales; Aspergillaceae.